UCGCGUUGUAGGCUUCGCUAGUUUCCUCAACCAAACACUCAACUGAUAUUGUGUGAUAAAAACUGGAAGUUAGCCGGUGGACGAGGGGCUAUUAGUUCAGAAAAAGCACACGAUCCAAGCGGCCCUCGUCGUUAUAAACAAACCGAGUCGUUUCCGUUUUGGAACGUUUGUUAUUAUCGAAGAAGACGGCGAAAACCUUUGCUUUAAACACACCAAAGGUUGGUUUUUAUUUUGCUGUGGCUGUGAGGCGGGGAAUACAAAGCGACGUGUGGUCAAAUCAAUUACAUUUUGGACUCAUUGAAGCAAAAACGGGAUUAAUACAAAGCCAGUUCGUGCUGCUGUGACUGGUCAGCCAUAGUACAUGGAUUAUCUGUGUUUCCGGGCACUGUGCUGUAAAGGACCCCCGCCGCCAAGACCGGAGUACGAUGUGGUGUGCAUCGGCCUGACAGGUGCUGGAAAGACCAGCCUGCUCUCACGCCUCUGUAGUGAGGGCAGCGACGGCAUCGUCCCCACAACAGGUUUCAGCAUAAAGGCAGUGCCAUUUCCAAAUGCCAUCUUGAAUGUAAAAGAACUUGGAGGAGCUGACAACAUCAAGAAAUAUUGGAGUCGUUACUACCAAGGAUCACAGGGCGUAGUCUUCGUAUUGGACAGUGCUUCAUCGGAUGAGGAGCUCGAGGCAGCACGGAACGAGCUCCACUCGGCCCUGCAGCACCCGCAGCUCUGCACACUGCCCUUCCUCAUCCUCGCCAACCACCAGGACAAGCCUGCAGCGAGGACGACCAACCAGGUGAAGAAGUACUUUGAGCUGGAGCCGCUGGCCAGAGGGAAGCGCUGGGUCCUGGAGGGAAGCUCCACCGACAACCUGGAAGCAGUGAAGGAAAGCUUCGGUCAGUUCAUUAGCCUGUUGGAGGACAAAGACAUAGAGCCGGCAAGGAUAUGAUGCUAAAGUUGCUAAUGCUAUGGACAUUAGCGGCUAACAACAAAGUAACAAAACAUCCUGCUGGUGCCCAUGUACACACACUCAUGCACAGAUAACAUGCACACACAGUCAAAUACAGCAGAUGUUGGCCUCUCUCUUUGAAAUGUGUUACGUAUGUUAUCCUCCCUUCACUGUGCUCUCACUUUUCAAAUCGGAAGAGUGUGUACGCACAAGUCAGCCACCACAGCCUGACAGAGGAGAGCUGCCAUUAAACCCACGCAAUGUAAAGCGGUUUGUCAAGAAAAAUCAUUGGACUUUGCCAGCAAUGGAAAUCUUGUUUACUACUGUCUGUGCCAUUGUGAUUUAACCAAUGGCAUGUGGGACACAUGGCAUUCCUUCAGUCAUCAUAGGACACACUUACACACACACACACACACACACACACACACACUGUCACUCACAGAGUGGAGCCCAGGUUGUCUGUAGAUAUGUUUAACAUCCGUAAUUACUUUACAGGAUGUUUAGGUGGGCUUGUUGAUGUUCUUUCCACUGAGAAGUGCUGUAUGGCUGUCAAGUGUGCUUCUCUGUUAGACUCGGUGACAACGACUGUCGUCGUGUGAUUGUGAGUCCGGAGCCUUGUGUUAUGUACGGUAGUUACAUAUUGGUGUGCUGCACCGUCUCUGAAUAUCUAAUCUGAAUAGUGUAGUCUGUGUAUCUCAUGGAGUAAUAUGUACAUGCAAACGAGCAUAUUGCUGUGCAGCCAUACACAAGUACUACUAAUCAUGUGACUCAGUAAGUGCUAUAGGUUACUUUAUGGAGACUAUUAUAAGAAAGCGGAAACAAGUCUGAAUGCUUUUUAUAAUUGUGCAACUUAGGAUAUAUUUUAUUGCUCUGUAUGUUAACCUUGUAGAGCUACGUUCAGAUUUUUUAUACAUCAUACCACGCUUAUAAAUUAUGCCGAAUCAAAGACCAAAUAAUAAAAAACAACCACGAUGAUUAACCUGGCUGGACGUAGCCACACGGUAGAGAAUGUGAUGGAUUUAGUGUCAUUUCAGUGUUCAGAAAAUAUCAUAUUUGUUUUAAUUUUUCUACACUUCAACUGUAUUUUUUUUCCUUUUUGAUUUGACAUGCCUCUCAACACUGUGUAGCGACUCCAGUCCCCAUCAGGGUGGAAUACAAACUCUAUCAAUCAGCCACAGCAACAGCUGCCUCUGACAAGUCCCUGUCCGACACCCUAAUGCCUUCCAACUGUCUGUGAAGACCCCUCCCUGUCUGCUGUUUAUCGCGGACCCCCGCCCCGCCUCAUCCCAAACCAUAUCAACCAACACCACCCCCCACCCCUGCUCCGCACCCUGUCCCCAUUACUGCUUGCCUCGGUGGGGUUUCUAUCCCCACAUGCCAUGUUCAGCCCCCUGCCCUCGUGUGGACUCCACACCUUAAUAUGAGUCGUAUUCAUUGUGCCAUAGGUGUGUGUCUGUACCCAACAUGUGCUGCGGUAACGUCCACACCUACUCUACAUGUGCUUUGUGCUUCUGUUGUUGUUUUGUUCAGUAUUUUGCCAGGUUUUUAGAGGUUGAAUCACUUUUUGUACCUGACGUGAGAUCUGCUCGGUAGAUUUCUACAAUCUGGAUGGUUCGGUGCAUUUGAUCGCUUGAAUGCAAAAUGAAUCUGUCGUCGGACCUUGCUUAUCAUCUCUUCACACUUAGGUUUUUAAAAUAUUCACUGCAGUCUGUUUUAUUUUUUUUUCAAUCAUGCUUUUUGUCUCAAAUGGCAAUUAAAGUUUUAAAAAUUCCAA
Messenger RNA from Trematomus bernacchii (emerald rockcod), 2714 nucleotides. It is a transcript of the gene arl15a, whose product is annotated as ADP-ribosylation factor-like 15a. The record is from RefSeq and is a predicted model, not a curated record. NCBI's taxonomy places the organism in Eukaryota, Metazoa, Chordata, Actinopteri, Perciformes, Nototheniidae. The transcript is spliced from 5 exons. Gene Ontology annotation, molecular function: GTPase activity; GTP binding. The coding region runs from base 362 to 940 and encodes 192 amino acids.